Messenger RNA from Penicillium alfredii, 264 nucleotides. RefSeq lists its product as uncharacterized. The record is from RefSeq and is a predicted model, not a curated record. NCBI's taxonomy places the organism in Eukaryota, Fungi, Ascomycota, Eurotiomycetes, Eurotiales, Aspergillaceae. The coding region runs from base 1 to 264 and encodes 87 amino acids. The transcript has a single exon.
AUGUCUACGACCCAAAUUUCACAUAUGCUGCUCCUUAAUGCUGGAAUUGAAUUGAUCGAGUUCAGUGUCCUACAGAAGAACUGCUACUAUGUCAAGCGAGGCCGCACCACGGGAGUCACAGCCGGUAUCUGCAAUGGCACACUUGCACUUUGCAAUUGGCCAGAAGACGAAUCCGUGCAAUAUGAAUCACAACGGAAGAGUGUACCAGGUCUCACCGUGCACCACCGAGGAAUUUGUGAUUCUCAGCAAAGUAGCCGACUUUAA